Messenger RNA from Agrilus planipennis (emerald ash borer), 929 nucleotides. RefSeq names its product UPF0692 protein CG33108. The transcript has 3 exons. The coding region runs from base 267 to 929 and encodes 220 amino acids. Lineage: Eukaryota; Metazoa; Arthropoda; Insecta; Coleoptera; Buprestidae. The record is from RefSeq and is a predicted model, not a curated record.
ACUUAUCAUAAUUUUAGGUUAAAAUAUGGUUAUUUCAUAUCAAUUUCUCUGAUUAAUUUUAAAAAUGAGUAAAAAUCUCAUAAGUAAACUACAAAUAUAUCUUAUUUGUCAUUAUUUUUAACGUUCAUUUACUCUCUGCCUAUGUAUAAGGCAAAUAGUAAAUAGGUAAUAAGUAAAUUAAGGAAAAAAUCUUCACUUACCAAGCAAAAGUAUUUUUCAUAAGAGAUUACUCACACACCAGUAUUUCUACGUUUACAAUCUUCAAAAUGGACUUCUCUUGGACAAAAGAUUAUCCUGAAAUAUUAAAAGUAUGUACGUUAUUCGAUCUGCAAGAAUUAAGUGCCCCCUUUAACUACAAAUAUAGUCCCAUAAAAGGAAUUUUACAAAAUGGUCCACAGUGUGGACUUGUAGCAUUGGCAAUGUGUUCAGGCACUCCCUCAAAGGAAUUAGUUGAUGAACUGUUAAUUCAAGCAAGGAGUUUAUGCUACAGCUACAACGGAGAGAUAUUUAGUGCAAAAUAUUUAUAUGAACUUGCAAAGAUCAACCUUAGGAACGUGUCUAUCGAAUUAUAUGACGGACCACUCAAUACAAAUGUCGUAAAAGACUUUUUACUAGAUGGAGGAUUGAUUUUAGUCCCAUAUGACUGUGAUAAAAACCACACACCUGCUACUAAAAAUGGUCACAAAGCACAUUGGGCUGUGUUAAUUGGCAUCGUAGAGUCAAAUAAUGGAAGAGUAUAUGUCUUGGCUAGACAUGGGAAGUCUCAAAACGUUGCUGUAUGGGAUCUAGAAGAACUUGCAUUAAGCAAUUCUCAACUUAACGAAUACCCAAGGGAAGAAGGAAAGGAAUUCCGGGUACCAGAAACUGGUUUAGGCUCUCCUGAAGGAAUAAAAAAUAAAAGCCCGAGUAAAUUUAUAAGUCCGAUUUAA